AUGGCGGAGCCCGAAGGCAACAUCCAGGAGCUGGAUAUGCAUGGGCUCGACGCCCACGUCAUUGAUAAGGGCCGCCGGCUGAGCUUCUGGCUAAUCAAUCACCGGCCACCGCUGGAUGCAUCGGCCGGAAAACUACUGCUAGACGUAACUAAAGUAGGGGCUAAUUCGACUCUUGAUGUGUGUGUACGACCUCGACCUACGUCACGAUACCAAGCUGGCCAAGUCAAAACCAUCGCUAGUGAGACGAUCAUCUCGCCGAAAAAUCUUGUCGUCAUUGACGACAAUGGAGACAAAGGAGGGUUUCGGUUCAGCAAUGGCCGCAGCACCAAGUUCAACCCUUCCUGCGACAGGGAGAUAAGUAGAAGCAUCUCCUAUUGUCGCACUGAUACAGGCAAGUGUUAUUUUGCCGCCACCGAAAACCCCUUCUUCCCAAAUAACAUCACAAGUGACGUGUCAUCAGGCCUUACUCACGUCGCGUACCCUGCCUGGCGCACCGCUACCGUCCACCGGCUGGUAGACGACGCUCGUUUAGGUUGA
Penicillium canescens is the source of this 537-nucleotide messenger RNA. RefSeq lists its product as uncharacterized. The transcript is spliced from 2 exons. Lineage: Eukaryota; Fungi; Ascomycota; Eurotiomycetes; Eurotiales; Aspergillaceae. The record is from RefSeq and is a predicted model, not a curated record. The coding region runs from base 1 to 537 and encodes 178 amino acids.